UGGUCCUGUCACGGCGCCGGCGUCGUGGUGCUUGGGCGGUCGCCCCCGAGAGUUGUGGACCUCGGCGAGGCCUUUGGGGGUUACUGCCCGGCGCGGUCCCGUCGGGCCUCGCCCCAGCCUGCACCUCACCAUAGCGGCCCGCGGCGUGGCGCGGGCGUGCGAGUCGGCGCCGCGGCUGCCCCGGGACCUGGGCCCGAACGGAGCCUCCUCCACCGCAGCGAGCCGAGAGAGGCGGCGGCGAGAUGCAGCCGCCCGGCCCGCCCCCGGCCUUUGCCCCCACUAACGGCGACUUCACCUUUGUGUCCUCGGCCGACGCGGACGAUCUUAGUGGGUCUAUAGCAUCCCCAGAUGUCAAAUUAAAUCUUGGUGGAGAUUUUAUCAAAGAAUCAACAGCAACUACAUUUCUGAGACAACGAGGAUAUGGCUGGCUUUUGGAAGUUGAAGAUGAUGAUCCUGAAGAUAACAAGCCACUUUUGGAAGAAUUGGAUAUCGAUCUAAAGGAUAUUUACUACAAAAUCCGAUGUGUUUUGAUGCCAAUGCCAUCACUUGGUUUUAAUAGACAAGUAGUGAGAGACAAUCCUGACUUUUGGGGUCCUCUGGCUGUUGUUCUGUUCUUUUCUAUGAUAUCACUGUAUGGACAAUUUAGGGCUUUUGUGUCAAAGGCUGUGCCAAAAGCACCCGGAUUGGUAAUUACAGUUCACUUAAAGGGUAAAUUUGACAACAUCUCCAUAAUCUAA
Messenger RNA from Octodon degus (degu), 737 nucleotides. It is a transcript of the gene Yipf4, whose product is annotated as Yip1 domain family member 4. The coding region runs from base 243 to 737 and encodes 164 amino acids. Gene Ontology annotation, cellular component: trans-Golgi network. The record is from RefSeq and is a predicted model, not a curated record. Gene Ontology annotation, biological process: endoplasmic reticulum to Golgi vesicle-mediated transport; vesicle fusion with Golgi apparatus. The transcript has 4 exons. Lineage: Eukaryota; Metazoa; Chordata; Mammalia; Rodentia; Octodontidae.